Gilbertella persicaria is the source of this 2421-nucleotide messenger RNA. Its product is annotated as P-loop containing nucleoside triphosphate hydrolase protein. The transcript is spliced from 12 exons. The record is from RefSeq and is a predicted model, not a curated record. Gene Ontology annotation, molecular function: ATP hydrolysis activity; ATP binding. The coding region runs from base 1 to 2421 and encodes 806 amino acids. NCBI's taxonomy places the organism in Eukaryota, Fungi, Mucoromycota, Mucoromycetes, Mucorales, Choanephoraceae.
AUGGCCACUAAGCGAGACCGUUCUCCUAAUUUUUUCGAUGAUGAAGACGACUUGGACUAUAUGAUUCAAGCAAGUAUAGAACAAGAUACAGAGUUUGUUGGCUUGGACGACUACAUAAACCACAAGUCUUCUGAACCAGGUAAAACCUCAUCGUAUUACCCUUUGUCUCCUAAGCCUUCUUCUGUAGUCGAUGCAAUGGAUUAUAUGGGCAUUUCAGAUAAUGAAGAAUAUAAAAUUGACUUGACUUCAACUACAAAAUACACUGAAAAGCCUGCUAUUGAUAAAACAGGCAUUGACUAUACGCAGGUUCCUGAUACAGGUGCAUUUGUUUCUGCUAAUUGUCCAAGAACAGGCAAGCCUUUAUUCUAUCCAAGGAAAACACAAGGCGAAUCAAAGCAAAUUGAACAAGAAGAAAGUGCAAAGCAUAAAAAGAAAAAGAAAAAGUUAAUACCAAAAGAUGAGUCAGGGCAGCUUUGGGUGGAUAAAUAUCGACCUACACAUUUCAUGGAUUUGAUGGGUGAUCAACGUCUGAAUCGUGAAGUUCUAAGAUGGGUGAAGCAAUGGGAUUUGUGUGUAUUUAAAAGGAAGCCUACUGAAGAAUCACAGCGAGAUCAGCAGAUGAGACAAUACAAGACUAAAUUUGGUUAUGAGCCUAAAGCGUUCAAAAAGGACAUUCAAAGGGAUAAUAAUGACCCGUUACUUCGACCUGAAAAGAAGAUUUUACUGAUGUCUGGACCACCUGGUUUUGGUAAAACAACACUGGCCCAUGUCAUUGCAAAGAAGGCAGGAUACAAUGUGAUUGAAGUCAAUGCAAGUGAUGAUCGUACUGGUGAUGUAGUCAAGUCCAAAAUCAAAUCCGCUUUGGAAAUGCAAGCCAUCAUAAGAAACCCUCAUGAAAAGGAUGACAAGCGAACAAUGCAUAUGAUACAGAAACCAAAUCUGUUGAUUAUUGAUGAAAUUGAUGGUGCUAGUAGUGGUGGUGGUGCAGAGAGCUUCAUUAAACAACUGGUUCAGUUAGCUUCAGUCGAGAUUUCUGAUGGAAAGAAUAAGAAGGGCAAGCGUAAAGAUGAAAAACCAUUAAUGCGACCUAUUAUCUGUAUUUGUAAUGAUGUCUAUGCACCUGUGCUACGUCCAUUACGUAUGAUAGCACACUCUAUACAAUUCAAAAAGGUGCCAAUGAUGUCUAUUGCUAAGCGCCUACAAGAUAUUUGUGAAAAUGAAGGAUUAGAAAGUGAUCUGAGAACACUUAGCUUAUUAUCAGAAACAGCAGAUGGUGAUCUUCGAAGUUGUUUAAACACAUUACAGCUUAUAAGAAGCAAAAGUACUAUGUUUACAAAAGAUAUGUUGGAACAAGCUGGACUUGGCAAGAAAGACAUGGGCAGAUCUUUAUUUUCAAUUUGGGAGGACUUGUUUUCUGCACCGAAUGCACGCAACAAAACCUCACUUAAUAGGAACGAUAUAGACAGCAACUAUUGCUUGAGUCGACUUACAAGUGAUAUUAUGUCCAAUGGUGAAAUUGAGCGUAUUAUGCAAGGCUGCUUUGAAUCUUACCCUUUGAUGCGUUUUCAUGAUGUAGCACUUCAAAAGUUUUGUGCAAUGAGUGAAUGGCUUUAUUUUUACGAUCAAGUGAACUAUAGAACCAACGAAAAGCAUGAAUAUGAUCUCUACAAGUACUUGCCCUAUCCUAUCGUCAACUUCCACCGUUUUUUUGCAGGCACCACUUCACAGGAACAUCGUGUUGAAUACCCUCGCGUGGAAUAUGAAGUUUUUUCAACCAAAAAAUCAUACGAAAAUUUGAUUGCUAUCUUUUUAGCAGGCAUUCAUCCUCAAAAAAGAAGAAACUUAACAAAAGAAAUGAUUGUUCAAGAAUUAGUGCCCUUGUUGUUACAUGUGAUUUCACCUGAUUUAAAACCAGUAAAUCAACAACUUAUUAAGCCUUCAGAAAAAGCAAAACUAAUGCGCCUUGUGGACAUUAUGAUUGAAUUUGGUUUGUCGUUUGUACAAGAAAAGAAUGAAGAAGGACAAUUUAUAUUUAAGCUUGAACCACCUGUUGAACAACUUGUGCAAUAUCAAUUGUCAACUUCAAAGACAAUUCUGCCGAAACAAUAUGCAGUCAGACAAAUGAUUGCACAUGAGAUUGAAACUGAAAUUAUACGUAGAAGAGAAGAAGCUUCUCACUCAAGAAACAAAGACGUCAAAAAGCCUGAACUAACUAAAUCAAAGAGCAAUGAAAGGAUCAAGCCAAAAGACACUUCAAAACAAAUCUCACUCGACUUUUUUGGACGUGCUUGCACACCAAAAGCAAAGGCCACUACCACAAGUGCCAAAAUGGAAGGUAAUGCAACUUUAAUAAGCUAUCGAUAUCAUGAAGGAUUUUCAAAUGCAGUUCGAAAACCAAUGAGUGUCCAAAUGUUCAUUUAA